GUGCACUGACGUCAUCUCUCGGCGUCGCAAAAAAAUACACGUGCGGCCGGAGUCUGCGAGGUGUCCGAGAGAGCGAAGAAACUGAGCCGAAACCAUGGGGAAAAAACUCAAAGUCGGGAAAACCAGGAAGGACAAAUUCUACCACCUCGCGAAAGAAACAGGUUAUCGCUCCAGAUCGUCGUUUAAACUCAUUCAGCUCAACCGGAAGUUCCAGUUUCUUCAGAAAGCUCGCGCUCUGGUGGAUCUGUGCGCGGCUCCCGGAGGAUGGUUGCAGGUGGCGUCGAAGUUCAUGCCGGUGUCCAGCCUGAUCAUCGGUGUGGAUCUGGUGCCGAUCAAACCCAUCCCGAACGUGGUCACGCUGCAGGAGGACAUCACCACGGAGAAGUGCAGACAGGCCCUCAGGAAGGAGCUGCAGACCUGGAAGGUGGACGUGGUGCUGAACGACGGCGCGCUGAACGUGGGAGCCAACUGGCAGCACGACGCGUUCUCGCAGGCUAACCUGACUCUGAUGGCGCUCAAGCUGGCCUGCGAGUUCCUGACCAGAGGAGGCACCUUCAUCACCAAAGUCUUCCGCUCCAAAGACUACCAGCCCCUGAUGUGGAUCUUCCAGCAGUUCUUCAAGAAGGUGCAGGCCACCAAACCCCAGGCCUCCAGGAACGAGUCGGCCGAGAUCUUCGUCGUCUGCCAGGGGUUUUUGGCUCCGGAUAAAAUCGACAACAAGUUCUUCGACCCCAAACACGCUUUCAAAGAGGUCGACAUACAAGUGAAAACUGUCAAAGAGCUGGUCAGCACUAAAAAGCCCAAGGCUGAAGGCUACAGCGAUGGCGAUCUCACUCUGUAUCACACCUUCUCAGUGACCGAAUUCUUAAAAGCAGAAAACCCGGUCGAUUUCUUGAGCAAAGCCAAUAAAAUAACCUUCGAUAACCCCGAGCUGGAGUCUCACCCCAUCACUUCACCAGAGAUCAGAGAGUGCUGCACCGAUAUUAAAGUCCUGGGCCGAAAGGAACUGCGUCUGCUGUUGUCGUGGAGAUCCAAGCUGAGGAAGUUCCUGGCUAGAAAGCUGCGACAGGAAGCCAAACAGCUGCAGCAGGAAAUGAGCUCGGACGACAGCGAUAGCGAUGGCGAUGUCGACGAGAAGGAGAGCAAGAGAAAGGGAGGCGAGCCGAAGGAUGAGGAGGACGGUGAGGAAGAGGAGCUGGAGAAGAAGCUAGCGCUGAUGAAGGCUGAAGAGUUCGCCGAACUCAAACGGAAGAAGAAGAAGCUGCUGAAGGAGAAGCGAAAGCAGAGAGAGCGAGUGGAGCUGAAGAUGGAUCUCCCCGGCGUCUCUAUCGCUGAAACCAGCGACUCCUCCGUGUUCUCUCUCAACGCCAUCAAGAAGGCCAAGGGACUGAGUGAAAUCACGCAGGGAGACAUGAAGGAUGCCGAUGCUUUAGUGGAGGAGGAGGAAGAGGACGACCUGCACAUCUCUGACGAAGACGAGGAUGAAGACGAGCGCAUGUCUCUGGCCUCUGAACUCGACUCGGACGAUCUCGAGGAGAUCCAGAAGAAAGAGAAAGAAAUCGAGGAAAAGAUGCCUAAGAAGAAAAAAGUUUCGUUCGCAGGCGAACCGCAGGACGAAGAAGCAGCGAAAGGGAAUGAGUUAAUCGUUGAACUGGAAGGAAAAGACGAGAAGCGAGAUCGCGAGACCGACAUGUGGUUCAGCAAGGACAUCUUUGCCGAGCUGGAUUUGGAUGGCGACGCCGAUGCCUUGAGCGAACUGAAACAAACCCAGCUUCUGCAGACCAAAAAAGGCCAAAAGAGAAAAGCAGAGGAAGCGGAGGCGGAGCCUGUCGUGAAGGAACAGGAAGUGGCCGCACCCUCGCAGGAAGUAAAUGCAGACGACGACGACUCCGAUGACGAUGACACCAGCGAUGAUGAGAUAGAUAUUGCUCAAAUGAAACAAGCUUCGCCGGCCAUUGACGCGAUGGAUGAUGACAGCUUUCAAGUCGUUCCAGUUGAAAAAAUAAACAAACGUGCACGAAUUCUCAAUGCGGAGGGUUUGGCUCUCGGCGCUCAGAUCGCUACGUCCAAAAAGCGAGCGCGAGACCUAGUCGACGGCUCCUUCCAUAGGUUUGCGAAUUCUGAGGAUAUGACCGAAGUUCCCGCCUGGUUCGUUGACGACGAAAAGAAGCACAGAAAGAGGCCUGUUCCCGUCACUAAGGAAAUGGUGGAAGAAUACAAGCAGAAAUGGCGGGAAAUCAACGCCCGGCCGGUCAGACGCGUCGCAGAGGCCAAAGCGCGCAAGAAGAGACGGACCUUGAAGAAGAUGGAGCAGGCCAAGAAGAAGGCCGAGGCUGUGGUGAACACGGUGGAUAUUUCCGAGCGAGAGAAGGUGGCUCAGCUCAAGAGCAUCUACAAGAAGGCGGGCGUUGGAAAGGAGAAGAGAGAGGUCACGUACGUCGUGGCUAAGAAGGGCGUAGGACGCAGGGUGCGCCGGCCCGCCGGAGUCAAGGGUGCUUUCAGAGUGGUGGACGGACGCUUGAAGAAAGACACUAGAGCCACGCAGAGGAAGGAGCAGAGGGGGAGGGGCAAAAAAGGGCGUGGUCAGAAAGGAGGACGGGGGAUGAAGGCAGGAAAAGGACGCGCGAAUAAAAAUUGAUAGACCACGGUCUUUUCCUGGUUCAGACUGAUUGAUUGAGCCGCUCGUGUCGUUUGCGACUCUGUAGCGCUAUACGUUAAACUACUCGUCCAGCCCCGCCCUUUCGUUACCUGCGACACGCCGUUUUGCUCAAACUUUGACAAAAAUAAGUGUUUCAGCAAUCGGACGAGGCUCAGACUGAGGUUUUCAGCGUUGUUCUAAUGCUGUGUUUUCAUGUCUAACGUAUACUUCGUGGUAUAUGAACGUCAGGCGUAUUCGCCUACUUCCUGACCUUUCCGAAUUAAUUAUGCCAGUUUAUAUGUGAGAAAUAUGUUUGGAGUGUGUGCCACAUUUUAAAUAAAUACAAACUGAAUGACAA
Messenger RNA from Puntigrus tetrazona (Sumatra barb), 2996 nucleotides. It is a transcript of the gene ftsj3, whose product is annotated as FtsJ RNA 2'-O-methyltransferase 3. The record is from RefSeq and is a predicted model, not a curated record. The transcript has 19 exons. Gene Ontology annotation, molecular function: rRNA (uridine-2'-O-ribose)-methyltransferase activity; rRNA (guanine) methyltransferase activity. The coding region runs from base 95 to 2638 and encodes 847 amino acids. Gene Ontology annotation, cellular component: nucleus; nucleolus; preribosome, large subunit precursor. Gene Ontology annotation, biological process: maturation of 5.8S rRNA from tricistronic rRNA transcript (SSU-rRNA, 5.8S rRNA, LSU-rRNA); maturation of LSU-rRNA from tricistronic rRNA transcript (SSU-rRNA, 5.8S rRNA, LSU-rRNA); rRNA methylation. Lineage: Eukaryota; Metazoa; Chordata; Actinopteri; Cypriniformes; Cyprinidae.